This is a messenger RNA of Arabidopsis lyrata subsp. lyrata, 2732 nucleotides long. Its product is annotated as B3 domain-containing protein At3g25182. The transcript has a single exon. The record is from RefSeq and is a predicted model, not a curated record. Gene Ontology annotation, molecular function: DNA binding. The coding region runs from base 1507 to 2544 and encodes 345 amino acids. NCBI's taxonomy places the organism in Eukaryota, Viridiplantae, Streptophyta, Magnoliopsida, Brassicales, Brassicaceae.
GUUAUUGAUUUGACAAAUCUAGGUAAGUAUUGGUGUUUAAACUAGUAGCAUGUCUUACUUUUUUUGUAUAUCAUCUUCGUCAUUGUCAAUGCAUAUCUCUUUCAGAUUACCGGGUAGGAUUUCACUGUUUUCUUAGUAUUUGCUCAAGAACAUGGGCCAGUUCCUAGGAUACAAUGCAACAUGGUUUUGGGAAAGGGUACUAGAGGGAGAACGGCCUAUUCCCCCGUAUUUAAAUGAGCUAAUUCUUUAGCAAAUCUUAAUUAUCUCACAGCAUAACAAUGUGUCAAUGUCAUAGAGAUUCGAUUGUACAAUGGUAAUGCAUUUGACGUUUGAAAGAUUCAAAAGAGAAGACAGACUCAGAAUAAAUCCCAUGAUCCGAUGAUGUGGCCUCCAGAUCCGGGAAUACGAAACAUGCCAUCUUUCCUGCAAAACAUGACUUGGGAAGAGAAGAAGCAAGGGUUUUCGAUUCUGAUGUUGGUCCACCCCUCAAGAGUUACAUUUAGCAGGUCUGAUAAAACUCAGUUGCGGUCCCACGUUGAGGACAUGACCACGUUGGUGACAAUCUGAGUUUGGCAAUGAGGCAAAGUUACAAAAGGAGGCAACGAAAAGUGUUUCGGUUGUUCUCCUGUCUCCCAUUUACGAUCAAUGAAAUGCACAAUUCCGUCGCCGUUGUAAGUAGCCCAUAAGUGCUGUGCGGCGACCAUUAAAAACAUUCCUCUUAAUUAUCACGACUCCACAACCGUUGGUGGAAAAAGGAGGAAAUCGCAGUAAGGAAGAUGAAAAAACCAUUAGAGAGAAAAAGAGAGGAUCUCAUCGAGGCAGGUUUGUCUAGGCACAACAUCGAAGGCUAUCCACACUUGUUCCUUGCCACAGAAACCACAAACAUAAAUUGCUUUCUGCAUAAAUUGUAAUCUCUUAUUACAUUACAGAGAUCAUCACCAUGGCUUUUGUGCUCCAGCGGCUCUAUCACCAUGACGAAUUCCAUAUUUUGAUGAUAUUGAUCAGAGUGCACAAUGGUAAGCUGGAAACUCGUUUCCCUUGUGUUGUUCAAACAAUAAGUUUAGUUCGCAGUCAAUACAACAAUGUGUGCUAAUAGCCACUGCAUAUAGGUAACCACACAAAUAAAGCUGCUAAUUGGAUAAACCUGAAGAAAAAAAGGCAAAUUCACUUCUUCUCAGUUCUCAAUCGAAAAAAAAGGAAACACCGACACAGGGACUAAAUCGUAAUUAUAAGGUUAGCUUAAUCCAUAUGAACGAAAAGGAAAUCAAACAACGUAACGGCUAUAAUUAGUUACUAAUCACAGUAAUUAAACUACUAAACUCAAAGAAAAAAAGGAAACCCGAAAUUUAAGUGUAAGCACUUAGCAGAGAGCGUAAGUAUUAUUUAAGGCAAUAGAGACUCUCUCAUUCUCACUUUCUCUCAGUUUUCCUCUCUCUCUAAUUUCCUUGUGCCUCACGUUUUUGCUCUCAGAAAAACUUGAGUUUUCGGUUCUAUCAAAAAUUCACAAUGAGUAGUCUGUAUCACGAUGAGGUUCAUCUCACGGCUUCAGGGAAAGAGCUGUGGUCGAAUUUCUACGCACUGGUUGAUGCGGCGGUUAUGUUAUAUGAAGAAGAACAACGUCGUAAGACUGUCUCUGAAGAAGAAGCAGAAAGCCAGAAGAGAAUCUUUUGUCUCUUCCCGAGAAAAAUAAGAUCGUCUUUGGUGAAGAGACAACAAAACCUUAAUGGGUUUUUUACUUCAACUUCUACAUCGCUUAUCGAUCUUAACCAGUUCCCUACUGAUUCUGAGACAGAACAAAACCAUCUUCAGUUGCUAUCUUCUUCAUGUUUCAUCCCCGCUGAUUCCGAGACGAAAACACUACAAAACCCUAGUUCUGAAUCUUGUUCUUCACUCGUACUCUUUGAUUACAAGAUGGCUGAGUCCGAGAAGACAGAGACGAAAGACCCACUAAACCCUAAUUUUCCAUGUUCUCUGUCUUUGGGCCUAUCGGAGAACACAAGCCGCAAGAGACGUGCCGUAAAAGAGAGGAAGCGUACUGGUGGAUUCAAGAAAGCAAAGGUUGCUCCUUUUCCACGGACAGCGAGAGAGACGCCUGAGUGGCUUGUCAAGGUGAUGAGUGACAUGAAAGAAGCUAAAGACGCUAAACUGAUCUUUGAGAAGACUCUGUUCGUGACUGAUGUAAACCCAACACAGAACCGUCUCUCAAUGCCUUUCAACAACUUACUCCGCAACGAUUUCUUGACGUCUGUGGAGUCCAGAAUCAUAGACAAAGACAUCAACAACGAUAAGAAGAUUGGAGUGGGAGCGAUUCUCGUGGAUCAACGGUCUGAGAAGUGGGGUGUGAUGUUGAAGAGAUGGGAGAUGAAGAAGGAAUCAGGUAAAGGAAGCUGGAAUUACAAUUUGAUUUGUGGGUGGAACGAUAUCGUUGAGGCUAACGGAUUGAAAGAUGGCGACAACAUUAGUCUUUGGUCGUUUAGGUGUUGUGGAAUCCUCUGCUUUGCCAUGGAACAGAGUAGCUCUUCCCUUGCUCUCUGUCUCUGCUAAGUUUCUUGUGUCUAUUGAGACUAUAACUUGGUUGAUCAACUCGCAUAGUGAUCUAAUUUCAGGCGAUUCUGGAGAUUUUUUGUCUAGAGUUUGAUUAAGAAAAUUAGGGUUUAAAUUAGGGUUUCUCUAUAUUAUUAAUUAGUAACUUGUUUCUUCUCUUGUUUCAGAUCAUUAUAAUCGUAUCUACU